This is a messenger RNA of Neohortaea acidophila, 2897 nucleotides long. RefSeq names its product fungal-specific transcription factor domain-containing protein. Gene Ontology annotation, molecular function: DNA-binding transcription factor activity, RNA polymerase II-specific; zinc ion binding; DNA binding. The coding region runs from base 193 to 2565 and encodes 790 amino acids. The record is from RefSeq and is a predicted model, not a curated record. Gene Ontology annotation, biological process: DNA-templated transcription. The transcript is spliced from 3 exons. Lineage: Eukaryota; Fungi; Ascomycota; Dothideomycetes; Mycosphaerellales; Teratosphaeriaceae. Gene Ontology annotation, cellular component: nucleus.
GGAUCGCGAGUCGACGAUCCCUCGACUCACCACUUUGCGCCGCCCAACCUGGCCGUCUGCCUCGUGUCUCCUCCUCCUGCAUCCAUCCCUCCCGCCCCGCUCCCUGCACCGCAACAUGCCCCCCGCCUCGCCGCAACGGCCGACGUGCUGCCCUGCUCGCACUCCCUCGCCCACCAUGCUGGCCUGUCCGUGAUGGGCGAACCAAAGCUGUACCUCCCGCCGGGUCGCGCGAUGGACAUCCACUCGCUGCAGCCCUUCCCACCCGCCGCCGGCCCCAUGGCGAGCAUCGACAGCUUCGCUCCGCCGCCCUCCCUGCCCUUUCCCACCCCGACGCCCACCCAACACUCCACCGCCGACGCCACCGACCGCGCGCGCGCCUACAAGUCGCGCAACAAACGGCCCUGCGACUUCUGCAGGUACAAAAAGGCUGCAUGCCAUCUCGAAAACAACCCGCCGUGUGAGCUGUGCAGAAGGUACAACAAAGAGUGCACCUUCGUCGAGUCGCCGGCGAAGCGACGCAGGCCGAACGACGACCUCGACCCCCGCCCCACCAAAAUCGCACGCGCCGAGAGCUAUACAUCGCAUGAACAGAAUGGAAGCGUGGGCUCGCAGACUCCCUACCACAACACCCCCUUCAACGCGGGUCUCGGCAUCCACCACUCCGAUCUUAUGGCCUGGGACGACAGCUUCGCCUCCUUUGACAUGCCGAUGAACAUGGGCCCCGCUCUGGGGGUGCCUGAUUUCCAGCUUGAUCCUGCAUUCUAUCAACCCCCGGGCUUGGGUUAUGAUGCAUUCGAUCCCUUCCCCUCCGCCGCUCCACUGCCUCCGGCGGACGCCGGGCUAUCCUCGCUCCAGCAGCACCACAGUCCUGUCGAUACCAUCCCAUCCCCGAUCUCAUCCGUCUCCCACCUCACUGGCCAUCAAUCCAUGGCCGUAGAUCUGAACACCGCUAAGCCGUCUUCUUCAGAGCUCCGCUCGGCGUCUAAUGCGCUCCUCGUCGGCUUCGGCGGCGUUCCAGACCCGGACCUAGUGUCUCGAUUUCGGUUCGACCAGCACAACGAAGCAGCCUUCCAAUCCGCUCGCCUGCGAAAGUUGACCGACGGAGACCAACAUGGUCUUCCUGUUGUGCUCGUCGUGCCGGACGAGGCCGCUGCACGCAAUGCGCAAUCUGCGGAAGAGUUGAAUCUCGUUAAGGGCUUGAGGCGCGAGAUGGAGGCGAUGGUGGGGCAAGACGUUGGCAAGCGACUCAUUCGCCUCUUUCACCAUCACGUUCUCCCCUACUUCCCCAUAUUGGUACCCGAAACCCAUGCCAGCUUGCUCCAGCCGAGCAGCAUUCCCACGUGCCUACUAGCGGUCAUCUACGGGCACGCCCUUGCAUUCUACCCUCGGAAUGAUAAGGUGUCCGCCGACAGCACUCCUGCGCCCUCGCCCGACGCUCUGUUCAAAGUUGCGUGGGAUGCCUGCCUCGCCGAAUUCCAAUCCCCCUCCCUCGCAACCCUCCAGGCGGUACUCUUUCUAUUGCAGCGGCGACCAACAGACAAGCAUAUCAGUCACGCCCCACUCAUGAGUGUGAUGAUGUCGGCGGCCAUCAGCGUCGCGCAAUCCCUCGGUCUGCAUCGAGAUCCCUCCUUUUGGCCCCUACCACCGUGGGAAAUCAGGCUUCGGCGAAGACUGGCGUGGAGUGUCUUUAUCCAGGACAAGUGGCUCGCUUUGAACGCAGGGCGUUCCAGCCAGUUCCGCAGCGAGGACUGGGACGUCACUCUUCUGACUCCCGAGGACUAUGUCGACCUGGGCCCUGAUCCAUCCGCCAUCCCCACCGUCCAGCACUCGCUCAAACUCGGUCAGCUGUCCGUGCUCGUCGAAGACGUCCUGCGCGAUCUCUACAGCAUACGCGCCGGGCACGCGCUCCACAACAGUCUCGAAGCCACACUCGAAGUCGCGAAACCGCUCCGCGUGCGCCUGACCCACUGGUACCAAACCCUCCCGUCGGAAACGCUGCCGCUACAGCAACAGCAGGAACGAGAACAGCAGCGCCGUCGAUCGCUCAACCCCUCGCCCGCAGCCAUGGCGAGCAGCAGCAGCAGCAACGCGACCCCCGACAGCGGCAGCGGCGUCGGCCACGGCUCGCUGCACCUCGCCUACCUCACCCUCAAAAUCGAACUCUUCCGCGCCAUGCUGCGCCCGCGCGCCACCGACGGCAACGCCACCGCCCUCACCGCCCUGCGCACCGGCGCCCUCGUCGUGGCAAAGGAAAUCCACGACUUCCUCGACAGGCUGCACGAGCGCGAACUCGAGGGCUUCUGGGCGAGUUACUCCCGCACAAACUUCACCAUCGUCAGCUCCUUCAUGAUGUUCCUCUUCGUCACCUCCACCAGCCUGCCGGACGCAAAAGAGUGCCUGGCGCUCGUGACGGCGUGGCGCGCGCUGCUGCGCACCAAGGGCCGCAGAACGGACUUGCUCGCGCUCGGGCUGGCCAAGUUGGAUGCCGUGUGGGCCGUGGGCCCGCCGAGGAUGAUGGAGAUGACGCCUGCCGCUGUGCAGGCUUGGAAGGAGAGAAGGGAGUGAGCUGGCGGGAAGGGAAGGGAAGCAGGAAAGGAUGGAAAUCUGUGGGGAAUGGGAUGAGGCAUGGGAUUGUUCGGGGUGUUGCAUUCGCACUUUGGAGCUCGGGUUCGGGGUUUCAUUUUGCUUGCUUUGACGGAUUGCAUUCGGUCUUUCUUUUUUCUUUCGCCCAGAGAAUACCCAAGCUCCUGAGAAGCUUAUGUUGUGCUGUCGAUUUUCAGGGCAGUCGGAAUAAUUAAUGCAUCUCCUUCCUCUGCUCUCGUCCAGCAAAAUUUCCAAAAGUCGCCUCCCACUCAACUGCAAGUCGCAUCCCGACAUGCAGUUUACGCAAUACACCA